Messenger RNA from Belonocnema kinseyi, 558 nucleotides. RefSeq lists its product as uncharacterized. Gene Ontology annotation, molecular function: olfactory receptor activity; odorant binding. The coding region runs from base 1 to 558 and encodes 185 amino acids. The transcript is spliced from 5 exons. Gene Ontology annotation, cellular component: plasma membrane. NCBI's taxonomy places the organism in Eukaryota, Metazoa, Arthropoda, Insecta, Hymenoptera, Cynipidae. The record is from RefSeq and is a predicted model, not a curated record. Gene Ontology annotation, biological process: detection of chemical stimulus involved in sensory perception of smell; sensory perception of smell.
AUGGCCCGACCAAUAAAUAAGAAAAAUCUCAAACCUAUUUUAGAAGAAUUAUCAGCUGAUUGGAAUGAAAUUUCGAAGCUACCGUUAAAGUCUCAGAAACUCAUGAUUUCCAAUGCAAAACAUGGAAGGCUGCUCAGUUUGUAUCUUCUCAUUUUUUUGUAUUCUUCAGCAUUUGCUUUUCUAUUAACACCAAUAUUUUUGCUGUGGAAAAGGAGAUCAGUUAACGAAACUGUUCAAAGUCUGCCGUUUAAGUCUCAUUAUCCUUUUGAAUUUAAAACUUCGCCAACCUACGAAUUUAUUUACAUCUCGCAAUGCGCUUCAGGCAUUGUUAUUACAAUAAGUACGUAUGUUGGUCGAAAGGUCUACGAAUUAAAAUGGUAUAACAUCAAACCACAACAUGUUCGUUCAAUGAUAUUAAUUAUGAUUCGAUCCCAGAAACCACUGGAACUUUCUGCAAGAAAUUUCUUCUCUAUGUCUUUUUCUACAUUCACCAAUAUUAUAAUGUCAGCUUUCUCGUAUGCAUCAUUUCUCCUGGCGAUAAACGAAAAGAUCCUUUAA